Messenger RNA from Ceratina calcarata, 3229 nucleotides. RefSeq names its product ubiquitin-conjugating enzyme E2 R2. Lineage: Eukaryota; Metazoa; Arthropoda; Insecta; Hymenoptera; Apidae. The transcript has 5 exons. The record is from RefSeq and is a predicted model, not a curated record. Bases 640 to 1359 code for a protein of 239 amino acids.
AGGGACAUUCUUCCAAUCGGGAAACAGGAAGUUCAUUAAAUGGCACGCUCGAAACUUUUGCUCAGUCCAGCUCGUCCAGCUCAGUUGUCGGAGUCGUCGUGGAGAAUAAUUGACAGUAAACACGUCGCGAUCUUUCUACCGGUGGAGUCGACUCGGUCGGCGACGGCGACGAGUUCCCGAUCCGUUUUCUCGUGAGAAUCGUCGAUAACGCGGAAGGAAAAUAGAGAAAUAUCGUAUAGCGCAGGCGCCGAAUCUGACGCUGACGUAAAAGGUACGUCAGCUGUUUUGUUAAGAGGUGCGUGCAUCGGGAAUGGUGUAUUGUUGACUGCACUUCGCAGUUUGUAAGUCUGAUCAUAUAUUUCUUUGUUUAUUUGGUGUGCGAAAUCGUACUAUCGUCAUAGAAAAAAAACAUCCAGCCGCGAGUGAAAUAUCGCUAGGCGUUUAAAGAACGGCUAGCGAAACCGUAGUAUAGAAGCUUAAAACUAUCUGGAAACCCGUUGGAAAUUGAUUCUUCCGAGAAGGGAGCAGUGUUCGCAAAGGCGUCCGUCCGACUGUAGUGUUCUGUGCUACCACUUCAGGAGGUUUGGGACGUUCCGUUUCUCUGGAAGAGACCUCCGGUUCUAACUCCAGAACGGAAAUAUGGCACAAACAACCAGCAGUGCUCUCAGGGCUCUCGCCCUCGAAUAUAAAAGUCUGCAAGAAGAACCCGUCGAAGGAUUCCGCGUGAAACUCGUUAACGAGGACAACAUGUUUGAGUGGGAAGUGGCUAUCUUCGGGCCUCCGGAUACCCUUUACCAAGGAGGAUAUUUUAAGGCACACAUGAAGUUCCCGCCGGAUUAUCCAUACAGUCCACCAAGCAUUCGGUUUAUGACGAAAGUUUGGCACCCGAACGUGUACGAGAACGGAGAUCUGUGCAUAUCGAUCCUACAUCCACCAGUAGACGAUCCACAAAGUGGCGAAUUACCAUGCGAGAGGUGGAAUCCGACACAGAAUGUCAGGACGAUCCUGCUGUCGGUAAUUUCACUGUUGAACGAACCCAACACGUACAGCCCAGCCAAUGUGGAUGCCUCCGUGAUGUAUAGGCGCUGGCGCGACUCCAAGGGUAAAGACAAGGAAUAUGAAAAUAUCAUAAGGAAGCAAGCACAGGCGGCGAAAAUGGAGGCCGAGAAAGAAGGCAUCGUAGUGCCUGUUACGUUGGAGGACUACUGCAUAAAGACUCACGCGAGGCCGGCCGAACAGCAGCUGGACAUGACGGAUUUCUACGAUGACGAGUACGAGUUGGAUGACGACGACGACGACGAACAAAUGAGCGCCAGCGACUACGAGGACGGUGACGACAGUGGCAAUGGGGAGUCGUGAUCCAUUUUUUGAAACGAUUAAAAAAUUAAUAAUAAACACUCGAAACGAAACGCUAAUUAUUAUCAGUUCUGUAUAGAUUAAUAAAUUAACGGGCUUCUAAACCGGAUGCUCUCUCCUUUAAAGACGUGCCACCUGGAACAAAUGUAAAGUAUCUCGCGUACGCGCGUUAAGUAAAUCAAUUUAAGCUCGUCGUUCGAAGUAGGCUCAUUUUUUCUUUCUCCCAUCGAAAAUUGUUCGAUUGCAAGGGACGUCGUGUAUCUCUGAUUCAUCUUAUUUAUUGAUCCUUCAUGGCACGACAAAUUUAAAUAUGCAUUUGGACGUAUAAUAAUUUGUUUCCUACCAAGUAGAAAAUAUGUAUACCAUGGAUUUAGCUGUAUUUUUUGGAUCGAGAUCGUAUCGAGAAUGCCGUGUUUACAAGCUCUUUAAAUUAAGCAAUAUAAACGGUACAAGAAAUAAGUACAUACUUUGUUAGAAGCACUGUGCUUGUUGUGUUGUGGUCGGCACGUCGAUCUUUUUAAACUAGGCAAAAGAAAAAAAGGACCAAUUGAUUUACCUCUCGCGGUAAUCAGCAACGUUCGAUAAAACGAAAUCGUGAACGAAAAGUACAAUUGUUGGGCCGACUCGAGUCUACUUCAUUAUUCGCGCGGCGUAUCUUCGAAUUUAAUCAAUCGGGUAUAUCAAUUGAUCCUUUCGAAUCGACGAUAAAAAUUUAUAUUAAAUAAAAAUGAAGAUGAAAUCUCUUCGUGUUUUGUGUGAAUUAUUUAUGCUAUAAAGCCAAACGUUCGAAAAGGAAUUCAACGUAUGUAUAAGUGAGAGGAAAGGGAAACAAACUGCCAAGGAAGACCUGUUUAAACAUUCUUCGUAGUCGUAAAUUUCGUUUAAGCCGGGUACAUAUAUGCGUAUGUACAUACAUACGCUUGUAUCGUUUACAAACUUUAUUAAUCGUUUUAUUUAGUAUUCUCGUCGGUUGAAGCUCUGAUUACGGUUUUUUUCACGUACGCGUAUCUCCAUAGAUGAAACAAUUGGAAACUCUUAUUUGAAUGCAGCUACGAGGAUUGUCCUUUGCGAACACUGGCGUUAAACAUUUUAGGACAGGUCUUUGGACAGCUUGUUUAAUCGCGGCUUUUCUUAGACGUAGACUAUAUAAUUUAACUUUGCUAUGGACGAUGUUAUCCUCGGCCUCGAACAAUUUUAUCAUUGAACACUAAAUUUGUUUUGUUCUUCUGUCAUCGUAAACGGCGAAGUUCGUUCACGGACUACUGAAUGCGUCGCGCUACAUCCACGAGUUAGUUUAAUUAAAUAACAAUUAUUAAGAUCUCUUGAUGUUAAGUAUUAUCUUUCACACGGGGACAAAACAAGCUUUGUAGGUGAAGUUUAUUAAAACGUAAGAUUUACUAUUUAAGAGGAAGGGAAUAGUGUUCGUCUCGUUGUAUCGUUACGACCGGGUCUGCUGAGGAAAAAUCUUGGGAAAACGAUCACAGCCGUUUCCCCUUCAACCGAGGGCCAGUACGCGUCGUUAGUGUAUUCGGAACGCGCACACGCUUUUCAUACAUCGUUCCCUCGCGGGUGAGAUGACGCGUACUCGCGUGAGCGAAAAUAUACACGGAAGGGAAAAGCGAUAUAAUGAGAGUCCAUUGUACCAGAUACCUAGAAACCCAUUCUGUGGCGGUGUAUCUGUGCUCGUACGACUGAAACUGUAAAUAGUACACGAAACCCAAUCUUGAAAGACAUGAAAUGUGUAAAUGGUACUUGUGUCUUCGUUUCUCCGUUAGUCGUUUUAUUGGAAGACCAAAAUUAAAUGUUGAGAGAAAGCAAAAGUGAUGUUAAGCGGUAACGAAAUAAUAAAAGCAGAGGAAUAUUUAAAUUUCAA